Oryza sativa Japonica Group (Japanese rice) is the source of this 1148-nucleotide messenger RNA. Its product is annotated as heavy metal-associated isoprenylated plant protein 39. The record is from RefSeq and is a predicted model, not a curated record. NCBI's taxonomy places the organism in Eukaryota, Viridiplantae, Streptophyta, Magnoliopsida, Poales, Poaceae. Gene Ontology annotation, molecular function: metal ion binding.
UCUGUUACGUGACACACCCGGCUGCUACCGCACCUUUAUUUACAGCUCCUCCUCCUCCUCCUCCUCCUUGCGUUUCAUCUGCUAGCUCUCCCUGCCAUUCCAGUCAUUGGCAUUGUUGUUUCCUGUCCACUGACUCGCAGUUCAUCCCGGAUUCUUCUCCUCUUUCUUCGCCGCCGGCUAGCCGGUGUUCGCGCUCCGGCGGCAUCAGACAUGUCGAAGAAAAUCGUGGUGAAGCUGAACGUGCACGACAAGGCGGAGAAGCAGAAGGCCAUGAAGGCCGUCUCGGCGCUCAUCGGCAUCGACGAGCUGUCCAUGGACAUGGCGAGCCAGAAGAUGACGGUGAUCGGGAUGGUGGACCCGGUGAACGUGGUGAGCAAGCUGCGCAAGUCGUGGGCGGCGACCAUCGAGUCCGUCGGGCCGGCGAAGGAGCCGGAGAAGAAGGAGGAGAAGAAGGACGGCGGCGGCGACGGCAAGAAGGACGGCGGCGGCGACGGCAAGAAGGAAGGCGAGGCCGGGGACAAGAAGGACGGCGAUGCGGCCAAGAAGGACGGCGACAAGGACGGCGAGGCCAAGAAGGAGGACGGCGACAAGAAGCCGGCGGCGCCGACGGAGCAGCAGCUCUUCGCCGAGCUCAUGAACCAGUACUACCACCGGCCGGCGGCGUACGGCUACAACCCUUACAUGUCCGUGCCACCACACUACGUCGUGCAGAGCAUGGAGGAAAACCCCAACUCCUGCGCCAUCUGCUGAACUCGAUCGAUGCCGCCAUGGCUAGAGGUAGUAGCCGAGUACGUACACAGCAUGUGUAGUACUGUAUACGUCUACGUGUACGCACGAGUUACGACGCAAAUCACUAUGCAUGAAUGCAAGCAUGCUAGCUACUACAUGUCCAGUUACAUGGUUAAAAGUUGUUAUAUCUUACUACCGAGGUAGUAACUAGUUCUAAUGCUGUAAUUUUGGUGAUAAGGAAGAUAUGUAUGCACCAUAUGUCUGUAUAUACUACUCUCCGUAUAGUACGUGUCAACAGGCAGGAAAUCUUGAUAGUUUGGAACUUUGUCAUCCAAGAAAAUCAUAAUGUAAUCAUCUAUAGCUGCAGUUUUGUUUUUUUUUCUCAUGUGUAUAUAACUAUAUAUUGCGGUGUUUGUGUA